AUGAUUCUGCCAAGGAUUACGGCACUUCCUGCCUUGAUUUUAUUGACACUCUUUUCAUCGCUCACAUGGGCUGAUAACUUGCAUUUCAAGCGUGAACUUCAUAAACGUGGAAUCUCUGUCAAGCCAAAUGAUUUGGACGGCAAGACCUUUGACUAUGUGAUUGUCGGUGGUGGUCAAGCAGGUUUGGUCGUUGCUUCCCGGCUCAGCGAAAACAGCCAAAUCAAAGUUGCUGUAAUUGAAGCCGGAACCGCGGGCACCGCCAAAAAUGAGACUGAUCGUAUUGAGGUCCCUGCUGCCAACCUGUACAAAUCAGGUGUCCGUACCCCCCUCGACUGGCGUUAUUCUACGGUGGAACAGCCUUACAUGAAUAAUCGGGCUGCUAGCUGGCCUCGAGGCAAGGUCCUUGGUGGUAGUUCCGCGAUUAAUGGAAUGUACUACAUUCGUCCUACCACUGCCGAGCACCAUACUUGGGGCCAACUGAUUGGUGAUACGAAGACCUGGGGAUGGAACUCUAUGCUGAAUGCCUACAAAAAGCUGGAAACAUAUGCUCAUCCUGUUGACAGCGUGGCCAAGGCUGACAACAUUCAAUGGGAUGACGCGUCGCAUGGCGGCAACGGUCCAAUCUAUGUUUCUUACCCUGGCUAUACAUAUCCUCCUGUUGGAGACUUCAUUAACACGAGUUCCACUGUGGCUGUUCCUUUCACAUCUAAUCCAGAUGGCGGCAAUAACACGGGCACUUUUGUGGCUACAUCAAACAUUAAUCCGACGAACUGGACUCGCAGCUGGUCACGCUCCGGCUACAUUGACCCAAAUGUGGCCCGCAGUAACCUUGUUAUUUUGACAGACCACCAGGCGACUCAAAUUUUGUUUGAUACCAGUAACUCGAAAAAUGUGAAGGCUACGGGUGUUAAAUUUAAGCACGACCGCAAUAGCCGUGAGUAUACUGUCAAUGCUGGCCGUGAGGUUAUUUUGAGUGCAGGAUCUAUCAACACGCCUCAACUUCUUCAGCUCUCCGGUAUUGGAGAUGCAAAGUUCCUUCAAAGCAAGAAAGUAAAUGUUGCUGUUGAUCUCCCUGGUGUCGGGUAUAACCUUCAUGACCAUCUGUCGAGUAAUGUUCAAUGGUCUCCUAAGAAUGCAUCUGAAAUCCCCCCACAGGACAUUACAGGUAACCCAGAGCAAGAUUCAUUUAUCAACUCGGCUGUGGCCUAUGUGCCUGGCCCAGGUAUUAUGAAAGAUCAAUGGAACUCUUACAUUGAUUCCGUGAAAAACAACCAAACUAAUGCAGUAAAUGCCUACGAUGCACCAGAUCCUGUGAAAAGUGGCUAUAAUCUCACGUAUUCCACUGUUCUGAACCUUCUCCAGAAGAAUGUUCCGGCGAUUGAGAUCCUCUUUUCCCUCACUUUCGGAAAUAUCCAGGUUCAACAUGCGAUUCAGCAUGCAUUCUCACGUGGUUCGAUCCUUAUCAACACUACUGAUCCAUUUGAUUAUCCACUUGUGGACCCUCGCUACUUGGAGCAAAGCUCUGACAUGGAUAUGCUUCGCGCAGCUCUUGGCGUUUCGCGCUCUAUUGGUGCAACCCAGCCCUUGAAUGGUCAUCUCGACCAGGAGUCAAAACCCGGCUCUAAUGUCACUCAAGAUGCUGAUAUCGAUAACUAUAUUCGCUCAAUAGCCGGUACUGAGUACCAUCCUUGUGGUACGGCGGCUAUGCUACCCCAGGACAAGGGCGGUGUUGUGGACAACAAACUCCUGGUAUAUGGAACUAGCAACCUGCGUGUGGUUGAUGCAUCUGUCAUUCCAUUUGCACCAUCUGCACAUCUGAUGUCUGUCAUCUAUGCAACAGCGGAAAUCGGCUCGGAGAUUAUCCACCCAGAAUAA
This is a messenger RNA of Malassezia sympodialis ATCC 42132, 1875 nucleotides long. The record is from the annotation of a RefSeq genome assembly. NCBI's taxonomy places the organism in Eukaryota, Fungi, Basidiomycota, Malasseziomycetes, Malasseziales, Malasseziaceae.